Molecule: messenger RNA, 1958 nt
Organism: Ipomoea nil (Japanese morning glory)
Lineage: Eukaryota; Viridiplantae; Streptophyta; Magnoliopsida; Solanales; Convolvulaceae
Exons: 5
Coding region: 427-1815 (462 amino acids)
Source: RefSeq, a predicted model, not a curated record
CCAGAAUUUCUCUUCAUAUAACACGUUUAUCGUACCUUUAUUAAUCUUCCCUUGCGUUGAAGCGUGAAAGGAAAAAAAGUAAGAGAUAGACGUAUAAUUGCUGGGUAUUUAAGAAAAUUGCAGAAUACUCAAAAUCUUUACAUGCAACACUUAUUUAAUGUUCCUGCAGGCCAUGAAUGAAGCCAUACACAUUACACAGCCUGCCCAAAUCUCUACAUUUUCAUAUUUUCAACUUGUCAGACUCAGACAAGCAACGUCGUAGACAAAAUAAUAUUUAAAAAAUGGGUAGUUCAGUUCGGCGAUCUGUAGUGUUUCCUUUUCCGGAAUCGCCCAAAGUCUUUGCUUUCACUAAAUCUUGAUUUGUAAACCAAUUUGAGCUUGACCCUUUUUGAUUUAUCCUUAAGAAUAAGCCUUUUUUUGGUUGCAAUGGCUGAGAGUUUUGUGCGUGUGGAUGAAUCAAGCCUCCUGGAGACCACUCCUCUGCUCCCCCCGCUGCCCCAGAAGCCUGGAAAUCAAGAGAAAAAAGGGAAUGGAGAGGAGAUUGAUGGGCGUGAUCACGUGGCCACCGAUCUCGAUAAAGCUCUGCAGAGAUUGGAGUGGUUUCUGGGGGCGCUGGGGUUCAAUCAGAGCUCAGUUCUGAGGAUUGUGGUGUCCUGGGGUUUGUUUUUGGUUCUGGGUUUGGCUGUCCCGGUGGUGAUUCUUGAGCUCUCCGAUUGCCGGGGGUGCCAGAAGGGUCAAAUCAAGAGCUUUGAAGUGGACAUAGUGGUGUCUCAGGCUUGUCUAGCGGCUGUUUCUCUGCUCUGCGCUUCGCACAACUUGCGGAAAUAUGGUAUUCGGAAGUUCCUGUUUGUGGACCGGUACAGUGGGCAUGUGGAGCGGUUCAGUGAGGAGUAUAUUAAGAAGAUUUCUGAUUCAAUCCGCUUGCUCGUAUUGUGGGUGUUACCGUGUCUCGUUUUGAAGACUGCACGAGAAAUCAUCCGCGUUUUGUAUGUGCAUCAAGAAUCAUUGUGGCAUUCCACCGCUAUCUUAUUAGCUUUUAUUAUGUCGUGGACUUUUGCUGCUGCAAUUUUUCUCUCGGUCUGUGUUCUAUUCCACUUGGUCUGCAAUCUGCAAAUCAUACAUUUUGAUGAUUAUGCAAACCUCUUGGAACGAGAAUCUGAUGUUUUGCUACUAAUGAAAGAGCAUAUGCGCCUCCGGUAUAAUCUAUCAAAGAUUAGCCACAGAUUCCGAAUAUUUCUUCUGCUGGAGUUCACAAUUGUCACUGGGAGCCAGUUUGUAACGCUCUUCCAGACAACAGCAUAUCAUGGUAUAAUAACUUGUGUCAAUGGUGGAGAUUUUGCGGUCUCCUCGAUUGUUCAGGUGGUGGGGGUGAUUCUUUGCUUGAAUGCUGCUUCGAAAAUAUCCCACAGGGCGCAAGGCAUUGGAUCGCUAGCGAGCAGGUGGCAUGCUCUAGCGACGUGCGGUUCUGGCGAGGCAUCUCAAAUGAGAAACACAAACAAUGGGAACUCAGAGGCCACCAAUGCUCAUAUCACGAGCUCGUUCUAUAGGAUCGGCUCAGAAAGCGAUUUGGAGUCCGUGGACUUCAUGAUGAUGCCGACGAAUACACAUUUGGCUUCUUCUAUGUCCUCGUACCAGAAACGACAAUCCUUAGUGAUGUAUCUGCAGAGCAAUCGAGGAGGAAUAACCAUAUACGGAUGGACAGUGGACCGAGGCCUAAUCAACACCAUCUUCUUCAUAGAGCUCUCGCUCAUCCUGUUCGUGCUAGGGAAGACGAUAGUAUUCACAGGUCCAGGUUGGUUUGUUAGCAGGAAUUGAAGAAAGAGUUCGUAGCUGAAGGCAGACCCCUCAAGGAAGAAAGGAAUAUACGGUUUGUGUUGUAUUGUAUGUAUAAAAAGUAAAAGAAAGUAAAGAAUUUUGCAUCCAUUUGGCUUACACUUUUUUACUGCCUCUAUUUCAUU